This is a messenger RNA of Xylona heveae TC161, 1544 nucleotides long. Its product is annotated as adenylate kinase. NCBI's taxonomy places the organism in Eukaryota, Fungi, Ascomycota, Xylonomycetes, Xylonales, Xylonaceae. Bases 347 to 1102 code for a protein of 251 amino acids. Gene Ontology annotation, molecular function: AMP kinase activity; ATP binding. Gene Ontology annotation, biological process: nucleobase-containing compound metabolic process. Gene Ontology annotation, cellular component: cytoplasm; mitochondrion. The transcript is spliced from 2 exons. The record is from RefSeq and is a predicted model, not a curated record.
CUCCUGCUUUUACCCCAGCCCUUCCCGGCUCAUUCCUCCCCAACAUAAAUCACGUAGCCUAUCUCGUAGAAAGCCUUCCAUGCCAUACCUGUUAUAUAAUAGCACGAGCCGCAACCGAUAGCUUACAACGUCCUACUUUCAUCUUUCUCCAGAACCUCAUUCUUUUCUUCCAUUGUUCUUGAUCUUUGUCUUUUGUGGCGUUGGAAAUCAUCUUUCGUCUUUACCCCACACACACAUAUAUAUAUACCGAACAAUUCUAUUGUUGUAGCCUGGUCGGCUCCCUUGUUCUCAACAAUAUACAUUUUCUGCGCGGGCCCGUCCGGCGCGACAUUACGCCGCGCCGCCCAUGGGGCUCCAGCGGUCUGCACGCAUAAUUUUGAUCGGGGCUCCUGGUGUGGGUAAAGGAACGCAGACAGAGCGUCUGCUUAAACGGUUUCCUCAGAUAUCUGCCCUCAGCUCCGGUGAUCUCCUUCGAGACAAUGUCAAGAGGCGAACUCCCCUCGGCUUGAAAGUCGAGGAAAAUCUGAAAGCUGGAGCGCUCGUCCCAGACAGCCUCAUGCUGAAUUUGAUCGCAUCUGAAUUAUCCAGUCGUAACUGGCUUCCCACAGUCGCAUCUAAAGCUGCCGACCACCCAUCACGACCCGGCGUUCGUGACUAUCACGCCUCUGCGACGGCUCCGACAGAGCCCCCACCAUCAUUUAUCUUGGAUGGAUUUCCUCGAACGUCUAGCCAGGCAAGCCAAUUGGAUGAGCUUGUCCCGAUUAAUUUGGUCGUCAAUAUAUACACACCACCGUCCGUUAUAAUCAACCGCAUCACCGACCGAUGGGUGCAUGCUCCCUCUGGUAGGGUAUAUAAUACAUCAUUUCGUGCACCAAAGGUGCCUGGAAAGGACGAUAUAACCGGUGAACCAUUGACGCGCCGGGCGGACGAUGAUCCGGACACUUGGCAAACACGUCUCAAGAAUUUUGAAGAGACAAGCCGCCCGCUGUUGGAUUAUUAUCAGCGCAGAGGGUUGCUGUGGACUGUAGAGGGCCAGAGCAGUGAUGAAAUCAGUCCAAAAUUGUUCGCCGAACUUCUGAAGCGGUUCGGCACACCGCAAUGAUUCGGGACCUGUAUGAAUGAAAAUUAGACGGAAGGUGCCAUAGGCAGUUGCUAUAUCGGCACUUGCGCACUUAGACCGUUCUUCAAGGCGUUCUUUAGGAGGCCUUGGGAUUUCAUAUCAUUGGCCUAGGAUUUGAUAGGUCUUUUGCAAUUGCGCAUUUUUGUUAUACUGCUCCUUUCUCGAAAUGUUUUUUGGUAGCGCUUGCGAAUGUUUACGACAAGGCCAGCAGUGGCUCAAACACUCUCUAUACACUGUAGUAAUAACGAAAGCGUCACGGUGAAACCUUUCCCUGUACGAAGUAUUAAUAGUUUUUUAACCACUAUCACUGCAAGUCAAUUCAAAAAAAAAUUGAAAGUCAUUUGAAAGAAGGAGAAAAUAUAAAGUUCAAUUUGAAUCUUUUGUAUAUUUUAUACAUGUUCAAACACAUGAACAAGAGGCAAAA